AUGUCUGGCGCCCAGGCAGAGGCCGCCGUGAGGACGGGGCAAGAUGAGUACCGCGCAAAGCGCUACAAGCACGCGCUGGCACACUUUACCAGGGCGAUGCUUUCCUGUAGAUGCAAUCGCGGCAUGAAGAGGGAUCGCUGCUCGUGCAAGAAUUUUGAGGCUGUGGUGGACAAGGGCGGCUCCAUCUUCCACGAGGCCAUGUAUACCUGCUCCUGUUCUGUCGGCAAAAUGUUUAAUAAAUGCGACAAUCCUGUUCAUAUAAAGGCAUUGGACUACAGGGCAGCUACAUUUGAAUCGAUGAAGGAGCUUGAUCGGGCCAAAAGAGAUGCGGAAUGGAUACUCGAGCUGGCUCCUCGUCUCCCCGAUGUGUGUGCGCGCACCAGCCCCAUGGCUGGUAUGAAAAGAAACAAGUAUCCUGCUGGUGUCGAUGCUGGUAAUGCGAGUCGCAUGGCCACCAGCCCAAAAUUUCAGCAAUUAUAUAAUGCGCGGAAUAAGCUUCACCUACGAUAUUGUCGCAGGGAUCCUAUCUUUCUACCUUCGGAAUUGUUCGUUUGGAUUCUUUCAUACUGCAAUCUAGUCCAGAGAGUACGGUGCUUGGGGGUCUCCAAGCAGUGGCAGCGGACGCUCAUGUCGCGCGAUUUCGCCAGUCUGUGGAAAGACCUCGACUUUACAGGCUCCUCGACACCUCGACGGCCACCACGCAUAGACUUUCUCAAAAAGCUCGUCGCCGGUGCCGGACGCGACGUGCGGAGAUUGGUCAUUGAAGAACAGAACCACCGGUUCCAGCUCUCGCAAGCCAAGCUUUUUGUCUUAUUACAGGGAGCAGUGCGGCUGGAGCAUCUCGAACUCAGCUGUCCCGACCACACACUCAGGAUACCGCCGACGGCAGGCAUCUGCAAGACCCUCAAGACCCUUUCGCUGCGGUUGUUUGCCGCAGAACCAAAGAAGUCCGCUAUCGGUCUGGAUUAUAUACCGGCGUGCGCCUACCCCUUUGAGCUUUUGAAUCCCGUGGCCGAAACGAUAGAAACGCUUCAUCUUUCUGGUCUGCCUAUGAGCUGGUUCCGGGAGCAGGAUGUGCCUUGCAUGCCCAGACUGAAGUAUCUACACUUGCAGAUGCGCACGGGCUCAACAGCCCUAUUUCCAAUUCUGCACAUGGGUUCGAAAACGCCUGCCUUGGAACAAUUGUGGCUGCAAGAUACGCUGCCCGACCGUUCCAGCGACUGGGAGUACCAGUGGAGCAAAAUUUGGCCAAACUUCAAAGCUUUGAUUGUUGCUGGGAGCAACUCGAGCACGGCCGCUCGCUUCUCCAUCAGCCUCGUCAUACGAUUGUUGUCGUCGCUAAACCAUGGUCACAAGCUGGAAUAUAUCGAUCUCGACUUACCAUGGAGCCCCAAUCCAGACGCCGUCGCCAUAGAACCUCUGACUCUCGAGCCAGGUCCAGCCAUUCAAAAGGUCUGGAACAUGGCCGGCACUGUGUUGGACCCUGAGAGUAACUGGCAGAAUGAAUAUAGAAGCCUAAAGGCCAUCAGGCUGGCCAAUGCCGUGCUCAAUCCGGAGAGCCUGCAGCAAGUGGCGCAGCGCCAGGCCGCCGCUGGCCAGCUUCAUACCUUGGACCUCGUGUUCCCGCCAGAGUCCCUCGCCACGCCAGCCGGGGCCGUCAGCUCAGCCCACCUGGCCAAGUAUGAAUGGCUGGCCGGAUCGCCGGGAAUCCGCUGCAUGUCCAUCUCGCAAUUUCGGUUUCGCCCUUUUCCCAGAACCUCUGACGACCUGCCUUUACCGGCGUUUCUCGCAACGUUUCCGAAACUCGAGACGCUCGAGAUUCGAUCCGAACAUUACGAUGAAGCGGAGAUGUGUUCCGUCAUUUCAGCCAUUAUCAAGGAGACAAAGACGCUCAAGCUCAUAUACCAGAACCAAAUACGAGGCGCGUUGAUGGACAAGCUUGGAACGGCGGCAGCAAAACACGGUGUCAAGGUAGCGUUUGGCGAGCGACCGCGGGAAUGGCCAGUCCCGGUCACGCCAUAG
Messenger RNA from Beauveria bassiana ARSEF 2860, 2022 nucleotides. RefSeq names its product F-box domain-containing protein. The record is from RefSeq and is a predicted model, not a curated record. Gene Ontology annotation, molecular function: protein binding. Lineage: Eukaryota; Fungi; Ascomycota; Sordariomycetes; Hypocreales; Cordycipitaceae. Bases 1 to 2022 code for a protein of 673 amino acids. The transcript is spliced from 6 exons.